AGCCGAGCGCCGCGGAGCGGGGCCGGAGCGGGGCCGCCAUGCGCCCGGGGCCGGGGCUGCCGGUGCUGCCGGUGCUGCCGGUGGUGCUGGCGCUGCUGGCGGCGGCGGCGCGGCCGGGCAGCGGCGAGGAGGCGAUCCAGUGCCCGCCGUGCUCGGAGGAGCGGCUGGCGCGGUGCAAGGCUCCGCAGGGCUGCGCGGAGCUGGUGCGGGAGCCGGGCUGCGGGUGCUGCGCGACCUGCGCUCUGCCCCGCGGCACCGCCUGCGGCGUCUACACCGCGCGCUGCGGUGCGGGGCUGCGCUGCUACCCCCCCCGCGGCGAGCCCCGGCCCCUCCGCACCCUCAUGCACGGCCAGGGCAUCUGCACAGACCUGGCCGACGUCGAGGCCAUCCAGGAGAGCCUCCAGCCCCCAGAGAAGGAGGAGAUUGACCACCCCAACAACAGCUUCAGUCCCUGCAGCAUCCACGACCGCAAGUGCCUGCAGAAGCAGCAGGCGAAGAGAGUCAACAACGGCAACAAGAUGCGCAGCAGCGGGGGCCCUCACCACCGCGACGACACGCGGGUCAUGGCACAGGGCUCGUGCCAGAGCGAGCUGCACCGGGCGCUGGAGAGGCUGGCGGCGUCGCAGACACGGACGCACGAGGACCUGUACGUCAUCCCCAUCCCCAACUGCGACCGCAACGGCAACUUCCACCCCAAGCAGUGUCACCCAGCCCUGGAUGGCCAGCGGGGCAAGUGCUGGUGUGUGGACCGCAAGACGGGGGUGAAGCUGCCGGGCUUCCUGGAGCUGAAGGGAGACUUGGACUGUCACCAGCUGGCCGACAGCAUGUGAGCGUGACCGCGGUGGCCCCGCGCCGUGCAGGGCCAGGACCCCCACGGAGGCUGCCUGGGAGAGAAGGAGAGGGGACGUGACUGCUGAGCAGUGCCCUGGUGCUGGGACACCCCGGGAUGCAGCUCGGAUCGCACCGUGCUCUGCGCCGAGGGCUGCCCACGGCACUGCCACCUGCGCCAUGACCACUAUCAGCCACUGCCAGGGGUCCUGGCACGCGCCACCCCACAUGGACACAGCUUGGAUGAUCCUGGGACUGGGGUUGGGCUGCCUGGGUGGAGGGGAUGGGGGGCACCCUUGAUGCUGCUGCUGCUGUUGCCCUGUUUUCAGCCUGUUUUUAGCCUGGCCUCGCAGGCGAUCUCGGACACCUGGCAUCUUGUGGGGUGCAGAGGCAGCAUCACAUUUGCAGCUCAGUGCCCUCCACACCAAACCUCUGCAUGGGCAGCAGCAGAAGUGCCUCAUCCUGCCCUCCCUGGUGGUGAGAGGCUGCCCAGGCAAGGACUGGGGGACCUGGAGAGACCCCCCCACCUCCACCUGCAUCCCACCCCGAGUGUGUGUGUGUGAAGGGCAGUGUGGCCACACAGAGCAAUAAGAGACCUUCCCCCUCCCUGCUGCAGCCCCCCAGCCCCACAGCCCGGGACCUCCUCUCCAAAGCCCAGCCCCUACUCCCUGUGCAGGGACAAAGCCUCCCAUCCAUCCUGUCUCCCCCUCCUCCAUCCUGGGGUGAGGGGGGUCAGGAUCCCCAGGCAAGCACCAUUGAGGGAAGGGUGGAGGUGUGAGGGAUGCCCAGGAAACAUAUCCCAGGGGGAAGAGCUUCUUUUGUUUUGAGUUUUUCUUGCUUCCACAAAUUUUUUAGUAUUUAAAAAGUGUUGUUGGUGGGAUCUAGUAAGUGACUGUGUGGCCCCGAGGCUGGAAUUCUCCAUCCCCAGGGACCAGGGCAAUGCAGUGAUGGCUCCUGUCUUUUUUUCUUGGCUAAUGUGACAAAACUGGGAUGGAUUCCGGAAUGCGUCCAUGAUGGGAUCUGCAGAUUUCACCAGCUCAAAAUUCUCAGCUCAGAAAUUGUCACUGGUUUUAUCAUCUGGUUUUUCUUCAUGCUAGGAUGGAAAUUUUUCACAUAAAAAUGCCGUGGAAAGUGUCCCAAAGACAGAGGGAACUUCCCCAAUCUCCUCCUGACCCACCCUCUGGCUCCAUGGCCUCAGUGGUAGGGUUUGGUUUCCACGUGGAUUUGUCCUGUCCAAGCUCCCCUGAUGGGAAUGAGUGUUUCAGUUUUAGUGAAACACCCUCUGCCCUCCUGCUCCCCUGCCUGCCCUGGCUGCCCGCGGCCCUGCUCACAGACAACUUCUAAACUGAGUCAGUUUGCCAGGACAGUCCUUGGUGGGGAGAGGGUCCCUGCCCCUGCCACCCCUCAGAGCCACUGCACCAAGGAAGGAAUUCCCACGGACAGUCCCAGUGCCAUCCCCCCUGUCCACAACAGGACACAGUGCAGUGGCAGUGCCAGCCUGGUGGCCUCAGUCACUCAGUGGCUCCCUGUGUGCACCAGGGCAGGUCCAGCAGGACUUUUCCUGUUUUGGGGGCUCCUGGCAAUGCUGAUGCACCAGGGCACAUCCUGUGUCCCGCUCCGAGGGCUCCAGCGUUUCGUAGCGUCUCUCCUGUAGUUUAGGGCUGUAUUUACACAUGACCAUGUACCAGUUUCCCCCACCCCCAGUGCAUCCCCUGGUGCCCAAGGGGUCCCUGUCCGUCCCUCUCCCGGGCCAAGCCCGUCCCAUCAGAUUCCCGUGUAGCACCGACCUUUUACAGUACACUUGAACCUUUGUAUCCUCAAAAAAGGUAAUUACUGUAUUUAAUUUCCCGUUA
This is a messenger RNA of Catharus ustulatus (Swainson's thrush), 2681 nucleotides long. It is a transcript of the gene IGFBP4, whose product is annotated as insulin like growth factor binding protein 4. Bases 39 to 830 code for a protein of 263 amino acids. NCBI's taxonomy places the organism in Eukaryota, Metazoa, Chordata, Aves, Passeriformes, Turdidae. The record is from RefSeq and is a predicted model, not a curated record. Gene Ontology annotation, molecular function: insulin-like growth factor I binding; insulin-like growth factor II binding. Gene Ontology annotation, cellular component: extracellular region. Gene Ontology annotation, biological process: regulation of insulin-like growth factor receptor signaling pathway. The transcript has 4 exons.